This is a messenger RNA of Plasmodium falciparum 3D7, 2982 nucleotides long. RefSeq names its product pseudouridine synthase family protein. NCBI's taxonomy places the organism in Eukaryota, Apicomplexa, Aconoidasida, Haemosporida, Plasmodiidae. Gene Ontology annotation, molecular function: pseudouridine synthase activity; tRNA pseudouridine(13) synthase activity; RNA binding. Gene Ontology annotation, biological process: pseudouridine synthesis; RNA modification. The record is from RefSeq and is a predicted model, not a curated record.
AUGAAUGCAUCUUCUAUAAAAAAUCACGGAAUUGAUUAUUUAAUUCGAAAGGAUGUUAAUCAAUUGGAAGGUAUUUAUGGGAAAAUAAAAACAAUAUAUGAAGAUUUUCAUGUUCAUGAAAUAACAAAGAAAAAUGAAAUUCUUCAUUUAAAUUACGUUAUAGAUAAAAAUAUAAUUAAAAAUAUUCUUCAAGAAAAUGAGGAAAAAGAAGAUGCUAAUAUAAUAUAUAAUAUUACAAAUAAGGAAGAACAUUUGCAUAUCCUGUCACAUUAUUUGAGUGAAUAUAAUAGAAAGGUUUUCUCCCAAUUUUUAAAUAUUCUUUAUGAAAUGUAUAAAUUAAAAAAUGAAAAUGAGACAGAACAAAGAGAUAAUGAUGGAGAUGAUAAUAAGGAAUAUCAUAAAAAAUAUGAAAAAUGUAAAGAUGAUGAAAAAAAAAAGGAUAUAUUAAAAGAACAAAUAUCUUGUAAUAAUAAAAAUAAUGAAAGUAUUCAUACAAUUCCAUAUUGUCUUCUCACAAACUUAGAUGAUUUAUCUUGUGAUAUAAAAAUUGACAACAAUGAAGAUAUUUAUGACAAUAAAAAUAUAGAAGAAAAAAAAAAAGUUAUUAGAAAAAAUAUUCAUAAAAUUAUAAAACAAUAUUAUCCAUUUUUAUUAACAGAGACAAAAAAUGUUAAUAACAUAGAUCAAGUGAUAUCACAUGGAAAUAUAUUAUUAUUAAAUCAUUAUAUAAAUGAUAGUAUAAAUCAUUUAAAUACAUCUUUUAUAUCAUCUAAUAAUAAAAAUAUAAAUGCUAUUCAAGUAUAUCCUUCAUUAGAUUGUCUUAAAUGUAUAUUGUCUCCUUCAAUUUUUAAAAAAUUAAAAGGAACUUAUAAAAAAUCACGUUAUAAUAAAACGGAAGAAUUGGAAUAUAUCAUCAAUCAACAUUUUCAUAACAUAAACAAAAAAAAAUUAGAUCCUUCACAAGAAAUAAAUGAAUCACAUCUCAGUGAUAGUUAUAAUAAUAAUAAUAAUGUAAAAACAAAUGAACAUAUUUUGAAGGCACGGUUAAAUAUUAGUACGUGUCAUAAUAAUGAUGAAUCUAUUAAUAUUACUUAUGGUAAAAAAAGAAAACUAGAUAAUGAUGGAUAUGAAAAAAUAGAAACAUUAAAUAUGAAUCAUACAAAUGAAAAUCAUAAUAUGUAUUGUAAUUUAAAUAAAAAAAACGAUAUUGAUAAUACUUAUAAACUGCAAAGUAAUAUUUGUGAUAGCAACGCACCAAAUAAUAAUAACUUCUUAGAUAAUAUCAAUCAUAUAAAAAAGAAAAAAAGUGAACUCAAAAAAAAAAAAAAAUAUCUACAUUUUAAUUUAUAUAAAGAAAACAAAGAUAUAUGUGAAAUUCUAAACAAAUUUAAAAUGAAUCUUUCCAAAAAAAAUACAGAUAUAUCCUAUUGUGGAAUUAAAGAUAAAAGAGCUAUUACUGUUCAAAAGUUUUGUAUACACAAAACAAACAAAUAUGAUAUAUAUAAUUUAAUAAGUAAUAAUAACAAUAAAUGGUUUUGUAAUAAUAAUGUAUAUAUAUCUAAUUUGGAAUAUAAAAGAAAAAAAUUAUCACUAGGUAAUUUAAAUGGUAACCAUUUUAAAGUUAUUAUCAGAGGUGUACAUAAUAAUGUAAAAUCAAAUUUUCAUAUUUUAUCUGAAAAUCUAAGAACAAAGGGUUUUGUUAAUUAUUAUGGUCAUCAAAGAUUUGGAACAAAACAAAUAAAAAAUUAUGAAAUUGGUAUAUCUAUAUUAAAAAGAAAUUAUAAACACUCCCUUUCUUAUGUUAUUCAAAAUACAGAAUUGAAAGAUGAAGAUAAACAAAAUUUAAUCACUUAUAUAAAUGAACUAACAGAUCACUCUAUUUAUGAAAAUGCGAUAGAUAAAAAAAAAAAAAAAAGCCAACAUACUAAUGAACAUAUUAAAAGUGAAAAUUCAAUUGAAAAAAAAAAUAUAUAUAUAAAAACAGAUGAGCAACAAAAUGAUCAUAUGUGUUCCUCCCAAAUGAAUGAAUCUACAACUGAUACAAAAAAAAAAAAAAAAAAAAUUGAUAUAUCAAAAGAAAAUCAUAAUAUUUCUGUACCACAAGAAAUUAUAAAUAUUAUUAAUUCUAUUUCUAAUCAUUCCUAUGUAGAAAAAACUAUAUUAAAUUCAAUAAAAAAUAGUAACAAUUUAAAAAACGCAUUUAUGAAUUUACCUAAAGAUAUAUUCUCACUUUUCAUUCAUGCAAUACAAAGUAUUGUAUUUAAUUUAUUGGUUAGUAUAAGAAUGAAAAAAUUUGGACUUCAAAUAGCUUUAGGAGAUUUAGUAGAAAUAUAUGAACAACACCAUUCAGGAUAUUCAAGUCUGGAUGAAUCAAGUGAUGAUAAUACUAGCGAUAAUACAAAUAAUGAUAAUAUGCUCUAUGAAAGUAAAAUUAUUCCAAUCACAGAAAAUAAUAUUUCUUUAUAUAACAUUUAUGAUGUUGUCUUACCUUUACCAGGAGAUAAAAAUAUAGUACUUCCUCCUAACUUGAAAGAAGAAUAUAUAAAAGUGUUAGAAACAAUUAAUUUAACUUUAGAAGAUUUUAAAUCUGAAAAACAUUUUUUCAAUGCGUCAGGAUGCUAUCGAAAAAUUGUAGUAAAACCAUAUAAUUUCAAAUCCAUUUUUAUAAAAAAUGAAUUAAAUGAUUUAAAUAAAAUACCAAUAAUUAAAAGUGAUCUGUAUAAACUUAAAAAUGAGGACAAGGAAAAUAAUACAUUCAUAAAAGAGCAAUUACCAAAUAAGACAAACCAAGCUUCUUCACAAAUUAUAACAGAACAGCAAAAUGUGGAGGACGAAUUAAUUUAUGUAUCUAACGAACAAUAUCAUGAAUAUUUAAUUAAAGAAAUACCUGAUUAUCAAACCACGUCUUCAAUAUAUUUAACCUGUUCCCUACCAAAAUCGUCCUAUAUAACUGUAGCACUUAUGGAGUUAUUAAAAAAUUAA